UAGUAAAUAUCGAGAAAAAAUUUUUUUGAUCUGUUCCGAAAAAAAAGUUUUACGAAAAAAAAAGGUAAACAAAUAUCAUCGUCACACUCAACGAUAGCAACGAUGGAUUGCAACAAUUUAUGAAUUUUGUUUGUUUUUUUCACAAAAAAAAAUUUUUUUUUCAAAAAUUUUGUUUUAUUUGUUUUUGUUUGUUUGUUAUGUUUAGUGUGUAUUGCGAUAACAAAAUAUCAUCCGUCCAACCAAAUCAUUUCGUUUCUACUUAUUAGCAUUUUUAAAAUUAAAUACUGCCAUCAUAUAUAGUUUUUUCUUUGCAUUUUCAAUAAUUCUAAUUUAAUGAAUUAUGGCUACAUUAUCACCGUUUAUUAAAACGGCAUCAUCAUCAUCAUCAUCGAUGAUUGUAAAUCAUCGUGGAACGAUUACGAAAACAUCACCAUCUGGUCGUCUUUCAUUAUUAUCCAGCGAUAUUGAAGAAGAUUUAGGUAUACUUGAUUUGAAUGCACCGGAAUUCAAAUACAUUUGUCGACAAGAAUAUUGGCUAUUAAAUGAUAAGGAAUAUAAUCCUGAAACAAAUUUUUCCUAUGAUAUUGUACUCGAAUGGAUUAAUGGCUAUAUACAGAUAAAAUCUGAUGAUGAAUAUAAAAAAUAUUUUCAUGUUUCCAUUGACAGCAAUAGUAAUCUUCAUCAUUUUCGCCAGAAUUCAGCAUUAUCUUCUUCAGAUUCUUCUAGAAGCCAUUUGACUCCAAUAAAUGGCUAUAAUCGUUUUGAUUAUCUUACAAAAUCAUCGUCCGUAUCACGUACGGCAACCAUAACAAAACGAAAGAUUGAAAAUAAUAAUUUUAAUGAUAAUCAAUUCAAUACUCCUACCAAUUCAUCAUCGAUGAACAAUGAUAAUACUGUACGUUAUGGUACUAUAACAAAAGGAACGAUUUCACGCCCAUUUCUCAAUAACAAUAAUAAUAAUAAUCGUGAAUUAAAUCGAACGUUUGGUCUAAUCGAAUCAAAGCUGAAAUUUACCGAAUCUUCCACAGAAACAAGUUCUGAUAGUAAUGGACAAAUAAUUACAUCAAAUGUUUCUACUACUCCUACCAUGAUUGAUAAUCAUCUGCCGAUUAAUACAAAUACGAUAACAAAGACAAAUCGUCGUAUAUUGAAUGUUACUUUGGAUAUUGUUGGUCGUAAUCAUUCAAAUAUACAACAACGUUUAGAAUGUGAUCCUGGCAAUACUUCAACAUCCGAAACGGAUAACAGUAGUGAUCUAAAUCAGGCCAAUAAUUUAAUGAUAACUUCGGAUGAUUUGGUCGAAGAAUUUGGCCUUUCAUCUGAUAGUGGUCUUACCGACAACAAUGAUUUAAAAAGACCAACAUUGAAUCGUACGUUUGAAAUGAACACGGAGCAAUCGAAUCUUAUCGAGGAUAGUAAUGAUGAGAAUUAUAGGAAUAUUGUUGACAGUUAUAACCAAACAUCAGAUACAUCUGAUAGGAAUUUUCCCACAAUUUCUAGAAAUAAUACUCGUACUUUGUUAUUGAGACGUGAAGCAAGUCAAGGACAGAUCAACAACAAUAAAAUGAAUAAUAUAAAUGAUCGAACUAUAAGCAAAACGCGACAAUCAAUGAAACAAGUAAAUCUGGUCUCAUCUAAUGAUGAUCUGCUUAAUUCUGACUGUUCAACAUUAUCUCUGAGAUCAUCAACAAUGUCUGGGGGCCGUAGUGAACCUAAUCUAUUAGAUGCACAAAAACGUACAACAAAUGGCUCAGCACCAUUAUCGGUUCAUAGCAUAAAGUCGAAACCUCGACUAUCACAGAUACAGGUGAUCAAUGCACCGAAAUUUCAGAGUCGCCUAAUGGGUCCUACUGGAAUAGCAAUCUCUGCUACUAAUGGUAGUCGAAUAUCACGAAUUGCACGUCCAACCGCAAAUGGUGUUUCAUCCCAACCAUCAUUGGUAAAUAUUCGUAGCAGUGGUAUUCCUGGAAACGGAACCACUGCCAUAAGAUCUACCAAUAGCUUUGGUAGUAUGGGUUCGAUACGUGAUCAACAACUACUUCAGAAUCAUCAUUUUCAACAACAAUCAAAUCCAUUUCAAAUUCCACGCGCUGUUAGCCAGAUUGAGAUGAGCAAUGAUGAUGAUGGUCAACAGCAGCAGCAACAACAACAACAACAAGAUUUGAAUGGUAAUGAUGUUCAACAACAACGAUUAGGAAUGGGAUUGGAUCGAAAGUCUACAUUUCGUGUAACUAAUCGGCCGUCCUCAUCAUCAUCAUCAGUGACAUUGAUGACCAUUACAACAAUGUUUGAUGGACAACAAUAUUCAAAUCAAAAACCAGUUAGGAAUCAUCAACAAACAAAUAAUCAUUGUAAUUCAAAUUUGAAUGUGAAUCAUUUUUUGAAUGCAUCAAGUGGUAAUCAAAAUCAACGGGAGGUAGAUAAUAAUGUAAAUCAUCAUCAUCGAUCGUCAUCACCAUUAUUGUCACGAAAUUCGAAAUCUUCACAUUCUAAACAAUCAUCGAUUAUAGUCAGCGAAUCCACUAUUCCACAUCGCUCAUCAUUUAUAUUCAGUGAAGGUUCUAACCAUAAUAAUAAUCAUAUUUGUUCUGAUCAUACUAACAACAACGACAUCAACAAUGGUGAUAAAAACAUCGUUACAUCAUCACGGAUACCUGGGUUGAUGAAAAAUCCAUUAUCAUCAUCUUCAACAUUUAAUAACGGCAACAAUUUUGUCAUCACUGCACCAACAAUGGCUAAUAGAUUAAGCAUCCCAGUCUAUGGAAACAGCAAGGAACCAUUACAACGGCCAAAUUUAAUCAACAAUUUCGAACAAAUGCCAAAUCAAAUAAUAGACAACCGAACAUUCAACAAUUGCAUGGAAUCAACACACGUUUUGGUAACGCCAAUGGUGAACACAGGUAAAUCAAUAAAUCCAUGUCAACAGCCACAACAACAACAAUUGAAUCGCACAAUAUUCACCACCACUGCACAUCAUCAACCACCAAGAGGUUUCAAGAUUAAUAGUUGUAAUGGAUUGGAAGAUAAUUCAUGGCAAGAUGAUUGUUAUUGAAUGAAUGAAAAAAAAAAUCAACGAUCAAACUAGUCUUUCUAAUAAUUUUUCAAACAAAUGCAAUCGCGGUGAUGUGAUUGAUGUGCGAUUUCUGUAAAAUCCAAAUAAAUGUCUACUAAA
Dermatophagoides pteronyssinus (European house dust mite) is the source of this 3172-nucleotide messenger RNA. RefSeq lists its product as uncharacterized. Lineage: Eukaryota; Metazoa; Arthropoda; Arachnida; Sarcoptiformes; Pyroglyphidae. The record is from RefSeq and is a predicted model, not a curated record.